CUGUUACGUCAGAUUAGAGUGAACAGAGGUUGAUUCAACUUUGAUCUUAGCCAUGCAGCGGUGUUUUCGUUUAAAAUAUUUGAGUCUACUAUAAGAUAACAUCAAUUUUAUUUUAGCACCAAUUGAGCUUAUAAUGGUAUUAACAAAUAUUCUUUCGUGUUAAUUGAGACUCUUGGUAAAAUGGAAAUAAAACAACAAUCAGAUGUACACCUUAAAGCUAUGCUCAAUAACCCGAUCCCUUCAAAGUUUACUCCAGCUGUUCCUGUUCCUGACUGGAACAUUGCAUCACAAAAUCCCUCAACAUCUGCUAAUGCUGUAAACACUACGCAGGUACCUGUGAUAAAACCAAAUCCUUCUCUAAUUAAUGUAGCUAUUCAAGCCUCUGCUGUUGGCGAGCCCCAUACUAAUAUCACUCUACAAAAUUGUGUGUCUACAGUUGACUUGAAUACAACACUUGAUUUAGAAACAAUAAAUGCUAGAACAAGAAAUUCUGAGUACAAUCCUGCAAGGUUUCAUGGAGUGAUUAUGAGAUUAAGAGAGCCAAGAACUACAGCACUUAUUUUUAGAUCAGGAAAAAUUGUUUGUACAGGUGCUAGGCAUGAAUAUGAUGGAUUACUUGCUUCAAAAAAAUUUGCGAGGAUUAUACAAAAAUUGGGAUUUAAUAUAAAAUUUUCCAACUUCAAAGUACAAAACUUAGUAGCAACGUGUGAUUUACGGUUUCCGAUUAAAUUAGAAAAUUUAAACAUGAUGCAUGGUCAAUUCAGUAGUUAUGAACCAGAAUUAUUUCCUGGACUAGUGUACAGAAUGGUAAAACCACGAUUAGUACUCCUAAUUUACGUUAAUGGCAAAAUUGUUUUUACUGGUGCCAAAAACAGGGAAGAUAUUAAAGAAGCAUUACACAAUAUUUAUCCAAUAUUAAGAAGUUUCAGAAAAAAUUGAAUAAUGAAAUGAGUAGAAUGUAUUUUUUAAAAGUCUGAUUUAACUUUAAGUAUCUUUUUUACCAUAAAGACGCGCUUUUUUAUAAAAUGUAUUUAAUCCAUUAUUAUCGAUCAUUAUUUAACUUUUAAGUGAAUAUUUAUAAUGUUAAUAUACUAAAUAUUUCACCAAAUGUACAUAUUAUUACUUUUUAUUAAAUUCUGCUCCGUUUUUUUUUUGAAUAUAUUUUGUUGGAAAUAAUAAAA
Molecule: messenger RNA, 1181 nt
Organism: Diorhabda carinulata
Lineage: Eukaryota; Metazoa; Arthropoda; Insecta; Coleoptera; Chrysomelidae
Exons: 5
Coding region: 181-939 (252 amino acids)
Biological process (GO): DNA-templated transcription initiation
Molecular function (GO): DNA binding; RNA polymerase II general transcription initiation factor activity
Source: RefSeq, a predicted model, not a curated record